Echinococcus granulosus is the source of this 5064-nucleotide messenger RNA. RefSeq names its product Son of sevenless. The transcript is spliced from 22 exons. The coding region runs from base 1 to 5064 and encodes 1687 amino acids. Gene Ontology annotation, biological process: Ras protein signal transduction; positive regulation of GTPase activity. Gene Ontology annotation, cellular component: plasma membrane. NCBI's taxonomy places the organism in Eukaryota, Metazoa, Platyhelminthes, Cestoda, Cyclophyllidea, Taeniidae. Gene Ontology annotation, molecular function: guanyl-nucleotide exchange factor activity. The record is from RefSeq and is a predicted model, not a curated record.
AUGGCUACUAAAUUGUCCACAUGCCACUACGCCUGCGUGAAUCCUGCUCUCUCCACCUCCCUUCAAUCGGCUGCCACUGUCAGUCGAAUCUUUCACCCGAAUUUGCUGGAGAUCGCCUGCGAUUCGGUCAUUGGGCUUCUUACAAUUACACAAUCUGUUCGCUUCGAGCCCUUUGCGAAGGCUUGCAUUGUGGAAAAUGUUUUCGACUACGUUCGAUGCCUCUCCACACCAUCCAUCCCUCUGACUGUCACGGAAUUGUGCACGCGUGUUGUAGCUGGUCUUCCGUUAAAACUCAGGCCCGACGAUAAGCAAUUGGAUGAAUACAGAGUGCUUGCGGAGAAGCGUGGAAAAAAGCUGUCUGUUUUGCCAGUGGCUGAAAAGAUUAUGAACAAUAUGCGGGUCAUUGAUGGUCGUGUGGAUACGAGUACAACCUACCUGUUUGUUCAAAUAUUGGAACACAUACUCAGCAGCAUUGUACAGACCGCUCUCAACUAUCGUUCCGAGCUGGGAGUACUCUCUGAAUGCGCCAUCACUUCGACGGAUAUCCAGCAUAUCAUCAGUCUGUUGGGUACAUCGCCUGUGGAGGUGUUGGGUGGUAAGGUACCGCUAGUGCGACGCAACACUGACACUUAUGAGGGCUGUCUGCGCGACCUUCAGACCUUUCUCAAGACCUCCAACUGGUCGCUCAGCCUUGUCACACGCAUCUUCCUUGAACCCCUCUCGGGCAUUCUCAACGCUCUCAGUAGCGAGUCCGCCUCCACCUCCCCAGCUGCUGCCAGCACCGAUCUUGGCCGAGCCGCUACCGCUGCACUUGCUGUUUUGAAGAUGGCCAAGAGUCUUGUGGGCGAUCUCACCAUCCUGGCCGAGGUCUCUGAUGACAUAUUUGACAGCACUGCACAUCUCCUCAACUACUGUUUACAGGAGCCAGCAGAGGCGGAUCUGUAUCAGGGCUUCGCCUACUACGCAGAGACUCUCUUCACCAACGACUGUCAUCAGUGGCUCUCGGUGCUCUCGGAGUGUCCCAAAAUCUUCUUUACCCUUCGCAAAAGCCACCGACGGAUGAUAAACACCAUCUACAGGCAGGUCUCCCUUCGCCAUAUGCCUGACCUGGAAGUGCGCUUUGCUGAUCCCCACACCUGUCCGCUGUGCACCGCAACAGUGCCCGAGUCAGCUGCCAUGCCAACGAGUCAUCACCUCUCCGCCAAUGGCAGCAGUGGAGGUGGCGGUGGUCUGUUCUCUCACUCAGUGUUCCGUCGCCUCUCAACGCCCAAAUCGCCUACCCUACCCACCUCAUCCUCCAGCUCCGGGGAGCGAUCACCGCCAGGCGCCCCAGCAGUGCCCCGACUCAUCGUCGCACCAGGCGCGAGUGGUGGUCCCAUCCAUGGCGGUGGUUCGCGCACUUGUAGUCAAAUGGUUAUCGCGUUUAGAUACCUCCUCCCUCGGCUGCUACUCAUGCCGGUCUACCAGAUUCUUUAUCUGGCGGACCUACUCGAUGAGUUGUGUACCUUCCCACAUCAGGAUGCCCAGGAGCAGGCUAUCCUGCGCGAUACCGCUUCGAUGCUCUACAAGACACGCAGGUCGGUGGCGCAGGAGCUGGCUCACGCCACCGAGACCACGGCUUGGAUCCACACCCACCUGCCACGACUGAGCCUCCUCCUCGAGACACCCCUCUCCACCAAACCCGCUUUCCUCCUCCCUGCGGAAGCUCACGUUCGUCUGGCCGAGGUCAUCGCUGCCGCGAAGAACGCCAGCAGCAAUAACUGCGACAUAGCGCACUGCCGACUCUCUGUUAACGACUACAUCAUGUCUGGCGUCGUUCAAGUGCGGCAGAAUCCAGCCAAGACUAGUCUCUCCGAUCGUGUGGCCUACCUCUUCACCGAUUGCCUCCUCCUCCUAAAACGUUCUGGACAGCAGCGUCGGGUAGGUUGCAACACCCUUACCAACGUCGCUAUGGCAGCAGCCGCAGCCCUGACCAAUCCUUCCUCGUCCAACUCAGCUGCCUCCGGCAGUGGUCUGGUCCUCAAAAAGGGUGUCCAUUUGGCUCAUUUCCACCUCAUCGACCUAGGGAUGCAGAUCAAUCCCGAGAGUGGUGAAGCGGCCUUUCUGUUUGAACUGGAGUGCUGGCGCGAUGUGAUAGUAGUGUCGCGUCACCACCAAAGCAUGAAAUCGGAGCAAUCGAAGAGGCAACCGGAACAUCCACCCUUCUCUACCCUCUCGUUACCCAAACAGGGCAGCGCCGUCAGUCUCGCUGCUCUCGCUCAGCCACCUGCUCAUCGACUCUCCGGUUCCUCCACCGACCUCAACACCCUCUUUGACGACGCCCCUGCCGCUACCUCCACCGGUGCCUACAUCGGCGAGACCAUCGCCAAUUCCUCCGCUCCCGCUAAACGCAUUGUCUUCAGCCUCAAAACUCCCCAGGAGAAAGCCGAUUGGCUUGCCACACUCAUUGGAAUUCAGCGGAAAAGCAUCUUCCAACGCUACCUCCGUGAGCUGCCGAAACAAGAAAUCCCCUUGAUUCUUCCCGAUCCAGACCGGUAUUGCUUCUCAACACCCGAUGCCUCGAACAACAUCCUCUUUGAACCGCCGAGAACAGACAGCAGUGCGGAGAUCGCCGUGAUCCGAGCUGCAACCAUCAACAAAUUGAUUGAACGAAUCACCUCACACACGUGCUUCGAUAGUAGGACUAUUCGCACGUUUCUACAAACUUAUCGACGGUAUUUAACAGCUUCCGAGUUGGUGGAAUUGCUGAUUGAGCGAUUCAAGGUGCCCCAACCGGACUUUGAGCGCGAGUUUCGUGCAUCGUUGGCCAGCAACAGCAGCAGCAACACGAGUGGUUCUGGUAUCGACGACAACGCGAGAUCCUUCUCCGAUAUUGCAUCUCUUGUAUCUUGCAUGGAGCUGCGCUUCAAUUCUGCCUACAAACGACGCAUUCAGUACAGGGUCCUAAGUUUCAUCAAGAAGUGGGUGCGAAAUCCCUCCUACUUCAAGGUCGAUUUCGCAGACAACCCAGAUCUGCAGCGUCGACUGGAGCAAUUCCUCGGUGGCAUUGAUGCAGUGCCAUCCUUGGCCGAAAAUGUAUCGGCUAUUCUACGCUGCCUCCAUGGCGAUCGAACAAAAGUGGUGCAGGUCAUUCGACAAUGCGCUCCCGAAAAACUCGACCUCGGAUUGGCUCUCACCUUUGACCGUGUUCGUAUCACCAAUGUCCAUCCUCUGGAGCUAGCUCGCCAAGUGACCCUCUACGAGUGGGAGCUCUACUCGCGAAUUGAAUUCUGCGAGGUCAAUGGAAGCGAGAAGAAUUGGGGCGUCAAUAUGCGGCGCUCUUUGGACUUCUCGAACAAGUUUCUCAAGUGGUUGAUCUGGAGCAUAAUGUCGCAUUGCGGUAUGGAGGAUCGGGUUUUGGCGCUGCAACGCGUCUUGGACCUUUUGAUGCUCUUUGAGGCUCUUGGUAACCUUCAAGGCACUCAGGAAGCUAGAGCUGCCCUCCACAGCUCACCUGUCCAUCGACUCUCGGACACCUUCGAUCGUACAGAAGGCCUAGGGGAGGGGUACUACCGCCACAAUUCCGAUGCCAUGCCACCGAGCAAGGGCACCACGGCGAAGCCUCAGGUGCUACUAGCUAAGUCACGCGCGCACCAUCGCGUGGUGUUGGAGGCGCUGCGGCCGGCGGGCAAGCUGGAGGAAGAUUUGUUGGCCUCACCGGAGGACUACAUCUACGACUACCAACACCGCAUGCAUAGGAUUGACCCACCCGCGGUGCCCUUUAUCGCGGUAGGAGGGCAGACGCGUCUCAUCCACUUGGAACUCAAACUUCCCGACUACCUACCUGGAGGCAGUAAAGAGGAGCCGCUGAUUAAUUUCUCUAAGUGUCACCAGAUUGCCGAUCUGAAGGAGCACUAUCUCUCCUUUCAGAAUAUACCUUUUAAUCUACAACCCGACCCUGUCAUUCAGGAUUUCUUAAAAAACCUGGAUCCCCACGCUCUGGCUGGCGUAAAGGAUGAGGCCGAAUUCGAAGACCUGAUGUACCAGCAAUCCUUGUGUAUUCAACCUCGAGAAGGAGCUACCGUUGAUCUACGCAGUUUCCCUUCUGCGGAGGGCUCCAUGAAUCAUCAGUUGACAGCAACGGAGGUGCGCAUUGGGAAUUUGCUAAGUGCCACUCCGAUCGAUGUGAACAUGAAGGCGACCUUCAAGGAGUUUCGUCAGCUCCUUGCAAUCACCUCUCUCUCAUCCGACGCCAAGUUCGACUUCUCCACCUCCGCUAUGCUACCGAGUCACGCACGUGGUGGCAGUUUGGGUCGUGGACCCAAGUCUGCGCGCGACCAGCUGAGUGCAUCAUGUUCGGCCUCCUCGGCCGAAGGGAGCAGUCGUGUGUCACCAGCACCGCCGAUAGAGACUGGCGUCCCGCCACCACUGCCACCGAAGCCCAUGCUGCCACUAUCGACCCCGCCACCACCGCUGCCGCCCUCGCUGCGCACCAGUCCCAUGCUGGGUUCUCGUGUCUGCCGAGAGGACGGGGCAGAUGCGGAGUCCGGGGUGGAGUUGGAGGGGAUGGAGUUGAGCAUUGGUGGAGGAGACUACCUUAAGGCUGGUGUCGCUGCCGUCGCCCCUCCCCUUCCUCCGCGUGCCAGCACUUCGUUUCCCUCAGAAAAAAUGGCCGUUGGUGCUGUCGAAAAUGCGCAGGACGCGGAGUUCUCACCGCACCGCAGUGAAGAGCACUACUAUUCCCGAGGCGGUAUUGGUGGCGCGGCUCAAACCACGACUUCGGCGGAGCGAUGGCGUUGCAUCGGCGGAAGACGCGAGGCGAAUUUAGUGGAGGCGUCGGUCAGUGUCAGUGUAGGCCGGCCGCCACCUCCUCCACCACCUAAACCAUCGAUGCAUCGCACCUCCCUCCCGCCCCUCUCGGACCAAGGCGAUGUAUCUAUCUUUCAAGAUGUCGCGCCGGAGCUACCCUCACGCACCAGUUGUCUCCCACGAAGUCAAGUCACCUCACCCACCACCGCUACAGUCCUUGGUGCCAACCCAGACUGGAAUCCUCCGCCCCUGCCACCGAAAAAGCACCCCUCUUGA